CCACGCGCAGCUAGGGUUUCUCGCUCCGCCGCAACGCACGAUCCAGCUGCCCUAACCCUACCCUCCUCCUUCCUUUCCGGCGGCGGCGGCGGCGGCGAGCAGCAGCAGCAAGCGGCGAGAUGAGGCCGAUUCUCAUGAAGGGGCACGAGCGCCCGCUCACGUUCCUCAAGUACAACCGGGACGGCGACCUGCUCUUCUCCUGCGCCAAGGACCACACCCCCACCGUCUGGUUCGCCGACAACGGCGACCGCCUCGGCACCUACCGCGGCCACAACGGCGCCGUAUGGUCCUGCGACGUCUCCCGCCACUCCACGCGCCUCAUCACCGGCAGCGCCGACCAGACCGCCAAGCUCUGGGACGUCAAGACCGGGAGGGAGCUCUUCACCUUCAGGUUCGACGCCCCCGCGCGCUCCGUCGACUUCGCCAUCGGCGACCACCUCGCCGUCAUCACCACCGACAGCUUCAUGGGGAACAUGCCCACCGCGCAGGUCAAGCGAAUCGCCGACGACCUGCAAGACCAGACGGAUGAGUCCGCACUCGUGAUCUCUGGUAUCACCGGGAGGAUUAACAGGGCCGUGUGGGGACCGGGGAACCGGACAAUCAUCACCGCUGGUGAGGAUGCAACCAUUCGCAUCUGGGACUCUGAGACCGGAAAACUGCUGAAGGAGUCAGGCAAGGAGGAGGGACAUCAGAAAGCAAUUAGUUCACUGUCAAAGUCUGCAGAUUGGUCUCAUUUCCUUACAGGUUCCUUGGAUAAAUCUGCUAAGCUAUGGGAUGCAAGAACACUGACCCUGAUAAAGACAUACGUCACGGAGCGACCGGUUAAUGCUGUCGACAUAUCUCCUACCCUUGACCAUGUGGUUAUUGGAGGUGGGCAAGAUGCUAUGAACGUGACUAUGACAGACCGCCGUGCAGGCAAAUUUGAGGCUAAAUUUUUCCACAAGAUUUUAGAAGAAGAAAUUGGUGGUGUUAAAGGGCAUUUUGGACCAAUCAAUGCAUUGGCAUUUAAUCCUGAUGGUCGGAGCUUUUCGAGUGGUGGUGAGGAUGGGUAUGUAAGGCUGCACCAUUUUGAUCCUGAGUACUUCAACAUCAAGAUGUGAUCUUCUAAAUCAGCUGAGGCUGCAGCUGAGAGACCUCCCUUGUCCCCUGGAGAGAACAUAGCUUUUUUUAGCUCAGUUUUUGAAAACUUACUUUGUUGGAUGGUUACUAUGUAGUUGGAGUAGCAUAUUAUGAAUGGGCGAUGGAGAUCUGCUUAAAUUGGCGACAUAGUGUUCCUGUACCGUUUGUGUUUAUUAUCGGAAAAACUCUGUUUUGAUUUGA
Molecule: messenger RNA, 1320 nt
Organism: Lolium rigidum
Lineage: Eukaryota; Viridiplantae; Streptophyta; Magnoliopsida; Poales; Poaceae
Product: eukaryotic translation initiation factor 3 subunit I-like
Biological process (GO): cytoplasmic translational initiation
Cellular component (GO): eukaryotic translation initiation factor 3 complex, eIF3m; cytoplasm
Molecular function (GO): RNA binding; protein binding; translation initiation factor activity
Source: RefSeq, a predicted model, not a curated record